Triticum dicoccoides is the source of this 3200-nucleotide messenger RNA. RefSeq names its product beta-galactosidase 3-like. The record is from RefSeq and is a predicted model, not a curated record. The transcript has 18 exons. Gene Ontology annotation, biological process: carbohydrate metabolic process. The coding region runs from base 164 to 2791 and encodes 875 amino acids. Lineage: Eukaryota; Viridiplantae; Streptophyta; Magnoliopsida; Poales; Poaceae. Gene Ontology annotation, molecular function: hydrolase activity, hydrolyzing O-glycosyl compounds; carbohydrate binding.
GCGCAAUAAUUCCCGGGCGUAUCGCUGUCAUCCAUCCAUCAUCCACGGCGCGGCGCCUCGCUCGCUCCCACCACACUCCCCCGCGCACUGACACCGGCUCUGCGCUCUAUUUAAGCCGCCACCGGCGCGCCGUACGCACAUCGUCACUCGACUCCAGCCAGCCAUGGCCGCCGCCGCCGGUCCUCGGCUGCUCCCCUUGCUCCUGCUGCUGCUGCUUCAGUUGCUCGCCGUCCACGCUGCGGCCGCCGCCUCCGGUGUGACGUACGACCACCGCUCCCUCGUCAUCUCCGGCCGCCGCCGCCUGCUCAUCUCCGCCUCCAUCCACUACCCCCGCAGCGUCCCCGCGAUGUGGCCCAGGCUGGUGGCGGAGGCCAAGGAGGGCGGCGCCGACUGCAUCGAGACCUACGUCUUCUGGAACGGCCACGAGACCGCCCCCGGCAAGUACUACUUCGAGGAGCGGUUCGACCUGGUGCAGUUCGCGAGGGUCGUCAAGGACGCCGGGCUCUACCUCAUGCUGCGCAUCGGCCCCUUCGUCGCCGCCGAGUGGAACUUCGGGGGCGUGCCUGCGUGGCUGCAUUACAUACCUGGAACGGUGUUCCGGACGAACAACGAGCCAUUCAAGGUGAGGCUGGCUUGUGAAUUCUGGAGUAUUUGGUGGUACAUUUGCCCGGUUCGGGUGAUAACCCAAGCGGCACUCGUUAUUAUGCAGUCUCACAUGAAGAGCUUCACGACGAAAAUCGUGGACAUGAUGAAGGAAGAACGGUUCUUCGCUUCGCAGGGAGGGCACAUCAUCCUAGCUCAGAUUGAAAAUGAGUAUGGGUAUUAUCAACAAGCGUAUGGAGCUGGUGGCAAGGCAUAUGCAAUGUGGGCAGGUAGUAUGGCUCUGGCGCAGAACACUGGCGUCCCUUGGAUCAUGUGUCAGCAGUACGAUGUUCCUGAUCAUGUGAUAAACACCUGUAAUUCGUUCUACUGCGAUCAAUUCAAGCCAAAUUUGCCAACCCAGCCAAAAAUUUGGACAGAGAAUUGGCCAGGAUGGUUCCAGACUUUUGGUGAAAGUAACCCCCACAGACCCCCUGAGGAUGUUGCGUUUUCUGUUGCACGUUUUUUUGGGAAAGGUGGCAGCGUUCAGAAUUACUAUGUGUACCAUGGUGGAACGAACUUUGAUCGUACUGCUGGAGGGCCGUUCAUUACAACUAGCUAUGACUAUGAUGCACCAAUUGAUGAAUAUGGCCUUAAGCGACUUCCAAAAUGGGCACAUCUGAAGGAGCUUCACAAAUCUAUAAAAUUGUGUGAACAUAGUCUGCUUUCUGGAAACUCAACGUUACUCUCUCUUGGACCUCAACAAGAGGCUGAUGUUUACACUGAUCACUCAGGAGGAUGUGUUGCAUUCCUGGCUAACAUUGAUUCAGAAAAGGACAAAGUUGUCACUUUCAGGAACAGACAAUAUGAUCUUCCUGCUUGGUCAGUUAGCAUCCUACCUGACUGCAAGAAUGUGGUUUUCAACACUGCGAAGGUUCGAUCUCAAACUUUGAUGGUGGACAUGGUUCCAGAAACUUUGCAAGCAUCAAUACCUCAUCAGUGGAGCAUUUUCACAGAGAGAAUCGGCAUUUGGGAUAAAAAUGACUUUGUACGAAAUGAAUUUGUGGACCAUAUUAAUACAACAAAAGACUCUACUGAUUAUCUGUGGCACACUACAAGUUUUGAUGUGGACAAAAGUUAUCCUGCAAGUGGGAACCAUCCCAUUCUUAAUAUCGGCUCCAAAGGCCAUGCUGUUCACGCUUUCCUGAAUAAUAUGCUCAUAGGUAGUGCAUAUGGUAAUGGCUCAGAAUCAAGUUUCAGUGUGCAUAUGCCCAUCAACUUGAAGGCUGGGAAGAAUGAAAUUGCACUACUGAGCAUGACUGUUGGAUUGAAAAGUGCAGGACCCUAUUAUGAAUGGGUGGGAGCUGGCCUUACAAGUGUGAACAUCUCUGGAAUGAAAAAUGGAACCAUAGACUUGUCUUCAAAUAAUUGGGCAUACAAGAUUGGGUUGGAAGGUGAACACUACGGUUUAUUUAAGCCCGACCAAGGGAAUAACCAAAGGUGGAGGCCACAAUCUGAGCCACCAAAACAUCAGCCUUUGACAUGGUACAAGGUGAAUGUUGAUGUCCCACAAGGAGAUGACCCAGUUGGGCUAAACAUGCAGUCCAUGGGGAAAGGCCUGGUUUGGUUGAAUGGAAAUGCCAUAGGGAGGUAUUGGCCCAGGACAAGUCCUACUGAUGACAGGUGCACUCCGAGCUGUGACUACAGAGGAAAAUUUUCUCCAGACAAGUGCAGGGCUGGAUGUGGAAAGCCAACUCAAAGAUGGUACCACGUCCCAAGGUCAUGGUUUCACCCAUCAGGGAACACCCUUGUGGUCUUUGAGGAGCAGGGUGGAGAUCCCACGAAGAUUACAUUCUCGAGGAGAGUCGCGACAAGUGUUUGCUCCUUUGUCUCGGAGAACUAUCCUUCCAUAGACUUGGAGUCCUGGGAUAAAAGCAUCUCAGAUGGUAACCCAGUAGCAGCAAAAGUAGAGCUGUCUUGCCCCAAGGGCAAAAACAUCUCUUCAGUCAAGUUUGCGAGCUUCGGAGACCCCAGUGGAACCUGCAGAUCCUACCAACAGGGAAGCUGCCACCAUCCAGACUCUCUAUCUGUUGUUGAGAAGGCCUGUCUGAACAUCAACAGCUGUACAGUUUCGCUGUCAGACGAGGGAUUCGGAGAAGAUCCAUGCCCCGGCGUCACCAAAACACUUGCCAUUGAAGCAGACUGUUCUUAAUCUGUGAGUUGUACUCAGCUGAGGGUUCCACCACUACAAAUCUACUCGUCGAAAAUCAAAUUCGGAAGCUGCAGUGCUGGUUGCUUUUACGCAAUAUGACAAUCCUGGAAGUGGAAGUCUACCUAGAUUUAGGUUCAGAUUUCUUUUUAGCAUCUUGAUGUUAGCUUUUGUUUUCGUCGAUUUCUCACGAUGGAUGAUGCCCGUCCUGGUGCUAUUUUUGAUACUGACCAUAUGAGCAAAUGCGUUGCGUCUCGGGCUCAUUAUACCUAAUGUGGCCACGAGUUCAAACCACGAGCAAGCAUACUACUACCACGAAGCAUAUUGUACGAUGGAUCAUGAACGUCCUAUAUCAAAGCUGAUGUAGUGUGAGGAAUCUCUUGCUUAAUUAAGGCCAGUUCUGUCAGGUUCA